GGUAUCUCGUAGUCUCCCAUAGCUACAGCAAACAGACUUGUUUUACAUGGGAUUCCAUGGCCAGUUCGCCCCUGAAUGCAAAAGCAAAGGUCAACUGAAAUUGGCAAAUGUGGAGCAGUAAAUGGGAAAAGAAACAAACAAAUGGGGGCAACUAGUAAGACACGGCGAUAAAUUACGAAAAAGCAACCCAACGCAGCAGCGGAUUAAAAUUGACAAAUAGUGCUUAAGUGGUGCACAAAUCAAAGAUGACAAAUAAAAAAGAAAUUGCAAAUUGAUAGUGCGAAAACGAAGCAUUUGCAAAACGGUGUGAUAUAGUAUAUAAGACGUAGGUGUUAAUGAUAUCGGCAGAGUCAGUUUUGAUACGACUAAUAGUUCGGAAGUAUUAUCUCAACAUUGUACAAAAUGCACGUCCUUAUUACGCUGUCUCUUGUGGCUGUAGCUUAUGCCGGCAAUCUGGGAUACAACUACCAACCCGUGCAGCAAUCUUACCACACUUCUAGUGAUGGUUACCACACUUCUAGUGUUGGUGGCCAUGAUCAAGCUGCUUACAUACCACCUGUACAAAGUGCACCCAUCAGCCAUGAACACGCACCCGUUGAAGAGGCACAUCAAGCUGCGCCUGAGCUUAUGAAGGAGUUCUUCACCUACACCGCUAACGACCACGAUUUCCACGAACCCAUCAACAACGAUCAGCUUUCAAACAACCUGCGUAGGAGCCUGCGUGUCAUUUUCAUUAAGGGACCCGAGAACAGCGGUGUGCAAGAUGCUGCUUUGGCUCUGUCCAAACAGGCAGCCGAGCAAAAUACUGCGAUUUAUGUGCUGAACAAGCAGGCUGAUAUCAACGAUCUUGGAAACAAGCUAAAUAGCCUUCGCUCCAACAACAACCAGAAGCCAGAGGUUCACUUUGUUAAAUACCGCACACCGGAGGAUGCUCUCAAUGCCCAGCGCGCCAUCCAAGGUCAGUACGAUGAGCUGGGAGGUACCUCAUCUCAUCACAAUGGCGGCGUUGCACCCGUGCUGAAUUUUGCCUCCCAUGCACCCGCUCAGCCAGCGGCAGAGAUUCACCAGCCCUUGAACUCAUAUCUGCCUUCAUCGGUGUUCCGCAGUCGCCUCUAGGAACAAUGAACGGAUCAACAAACUGAUUACCAUAGUUAACCAUUAUUCCUUAGUUAC
Drosophila grimshawi is the source of this 1173-nucleotide messenger RNA. RefSeq lists its product as uncharacterized. The record is from RefSeq and is a predicted model, not a curated record. The transcript has 2 exons. The coding region runs from base 403 to 1116 and encodes 237 amino acids. NCBI's taxonomy places the organism in Eukaryota, Metazoa, Arthropoda, Insecta, Diptera, Drosophilidae.